CUUUGACGCAAGGGCUCGGGACGCAGCCGCCGUCGGCCGAGCGCCCAGCGAGGAGCGACCCCAGACGGAGCCUUCGGAGUCCCUCCGCCCCCACCUCGCCCGGACCCCGAGCCUCGGUCCUCCUCGCCGCUCUCCUCGUGGCCAUGGAGUGUCCGCACCUCAGCUCCAGCGUCUGCAUCGCUCCGGACUCAGCCAAGUUCCCCAACGGCUCCCCGUCGUCUUGGUGCUGCAGCGUGUGCCGAUCCAACAAAAGCCCCUGGGUCUGUUUGACUUGUUCAAGUGUCCACUGUGGAAGGUAUGUGAAUGGCCAUGCAAAGAAGCAUUAUGAAGAUGCACAAGUACCCUUAACCAACCAUAAGAAAUCAGAAAAACAAGAUAAAGCUCAGCACACAGUGUGUAUGGAUUGUAGUAGCUACAGUACAUACUGUUAUCGCUGUGAUGAUUUUGUGGUUAAUGACACCAAGCUGGGACUGGUACAGAAAGUCAGAGAACACUUGCAGAACUUGGAAAACUCAGCUUUCACAGCUGACAGGCAUAGGAAAAGAAAACUUUUGGAAAACUCAUCACUAAACAGCAAGUUACUAAAAGUAAAUGGAAGCACCACUGCCAUUUGUGCCACAGGCCUUCGGAAUUUGGGGAACACGUGUUUUAUGAAUGCCAUCCUUCAGUCACUCAGUAACAUUGAACAGUUUUGCUGUUAUUUCAAAGAACUGCCUGCUGUGGAGUUAAGGAAUGGGAAGACGGCAGGAAGGCGAACAUACCACACCAGGAGCCAAGGGGAUAACAAUGUGUCUUUGGUGGAAGAGUUUAGAAAGACACUAUGUGCUUUAUGGCAAGGUAGCCAAACUGCAUUUAGCCCAGAGUCCUUAUUUUAUGUUGUUUGGAAGAUUAUGCCAAAUUUUAGGGGCUAUCAGCAGCAGGAUGCCCAUGAAUUCAUGCGCUACCUUUUGGACCAUCUGCACUUGGAACUCCAGGGCGGUUUCAAUGGUGUUUCCUGCUCACCAAUUCUGCAGGAGAAUUCUACCCUGUCUGCAAGUAACAAAUGUUGCAUAAAUGGAGCAUCUACAGUUGUCACGGCUAUAUUUGGAGGCAUUCUCCAAAAUGAGGUUAACUGCCUUAUAUGUGGGACAGAAUCUAGAAAGUUUGAUCCAUUCCUAGACCUUUCAUUAGAUAUUCCAAGUCAAUUCAGAAAUAAGCGCUCUAAGAAUCAAGAAAAUGGACCAGUUUGUUCAUUACGAGAUUGUCUUCGCAGUUUUACCGACCUAGAAGAGCUCGAUGAGACAGAGUUAUAUAUGUGCCACAAAUGCAAAAAGAAACAAAAGUCCACUAAAAAGUUUUGGAUUCAAAAACUACCCAAGGUGCUAUGCUUACAUUUGAAAAGAUUUCAUUGGACAGCAUAUUUAAGAAACAAGGUUGACACAUAUGUAGAGUUUCCACUGAGAGGUCUAGACAUGAAAUGCUACUUACUAGAGCCGGAGAACAGUGGCCCUGAGAGCUGCCUGUACGACCUCGCCGCUGUGGUAGUGCACCAUGGUUCCGGGGUGGGUUCUGGACAUUACACAGCAUAUGCGACUCACGAAGGCCGCUGGUUCCAUUUCAAUGACAGCACUGUGACGCUGACGGAGGAGGACACCGUGGUGAAGGCCAAGGCCUACAUCCUUUUCUAUGUGGAGCGCCAGGCCAGAGCUGGGGCGGAUAAACUUUAAUACCUCCUCUAAAUCGUUACUCAUCAACUAUACCGGACAAACAUUUCCAAUUCUCCAUAAAUACUUGAUCCAAGAUUUAAUUUCAUUAUGCACUUUUCAAUUUCCUAUUCGGGGUUUAGUUUUAUUUUGUCAAUGGUAGUGAACCUGGGCACCAACUAAUUUUUUUUUUAGUUCUACCAGAAAACCUCAGCAGAUAUUUUGAUUUGCUGCUUUAGUGGUAAUAAUUCAGUUUUUAUAUGUAGUUCCAAGAACUUAGUUCUAUUGGACGUUUUUAUAUUAGUGUUUCAGUUCUCACUUGGAGGCACAUUUACAUUAAUGCUUUGUUGCUCUCACAUGCUGACAGUAAGGCAUGUUCCUGACUGGAGAGCAAUGCAGCUGCCUGCUGCCCUGCACAGCUGCGCUGGAGACCAGGCUCUGAAUCAAGAAUCACGUGUGUGUAUAAUCUGUGGCCCGUGGGAUUUCAGUGACUGCUCAGGAAUCAUUCAUUCUGCUUGUAAAGGUAACAGAGGGCAUCAUGAAGUAGACCAGGUAACCGAUGCUCUUGUAUUUCUCAAGGCUGCUGUUUAUCAGCACAAACGAAGUAACUUGGUUGGUUCAGUGAUAUCUGUAACUGCAAAUUCAAGAAUUACUCUGUUGGUUUUUAGGUUUUGAGGUGUAUUUUUAAUGUGUGUUUUCAUGGAUAGGAGUACAAAAAAGACCAAAUGCAUUUAGUGUUUAAGAAAUCCUCUGACUCAGCUACAUGGUUUUGGUGCUCCCAGUGAGAUGGGAACAUGGCUUUGUUUGCAUCAGCAUCUGUCCCCCCAUUGACUGUAGCACUGGAGAUAACUGCAUGUCCACUUUGGUCUUACUUCGCCCAACUCCAGAGUUUAUUUUGACCACCUACUUCUCAGGUAACACGGUGGGCCCUGCUUCUACAGAAGGAAAUGAGUCUUUGUGGCCCUAUCUCAUUGGCCUAUCCAACUUAGCAGAGCAAGUUGAAAAUAUUCUCACUUUGAAUAAGUAGUUUCUAUCUCUUAGUAGUCUUUUUAAAUUUUCAGGAAAAAUAGGUACAAGCACUAUUCAAAUUUAACUCAAAUUGAAAUUUGGAACUAGAAUCCCAUGUUAAAUCCCACAUUCCCUCAGAGCAGGCCAUAUCCACUAAACACUUCUUUAAAAAAAAAAAAUAAUUGGCUUUAUUCAACAAUUUAUGAAUCAGGUAGCAUCCCACCCAGUAAAUAGAAAGGGGCUCCCCUCCGCUGACACUUCAGCACGACCGGGAGCAAACUGAGAUCCUGUCCAACCCUGACCUAUCGGGACGGCGGCCACUAGCCGCACAUUUAACUCCAGUUAAAGAACUCAGUUCUUCAGUCACUCCGGCUCGUGGCACGGGGCUGCGCAGACCCAACACAUUUCCAUCACUGUGUCGUUUUCUCGGACGGUGGGGUCGAAGUUUUCACUCCAGAGAAAAAAAGCUGUGCCGUCAUGUUUAGGUCUUACAACUUAGUCUAGAAGAGGAACAUAUUUGAAGCAGUUCACAACGCUAAUUACAUUAUGUGAACCAUUUGAAAUUGUUAUUUUUGAUCUACAAACAUUAGUUUCACUUACUUUGAUCCAACGUAUCAAUACCUUAAUUUAACACCACUCUGAUCUUGCUGAGCAUCUCCUAUGAACCCAAGCUCUUCUCCUGUAGAAGGUGCACAGCUGUAACCUCCAGCAUCUGCACGCAGGUCGGGAGUCUCCAAGUGGGCAGCUGCCAUUGCUUCAGCAGUAAAGCCUUGGCCAGUUGGUGGUGGUGGAGAAGAGCGGUGUUUCUAUACCAGAUGGAAUUUAGCAGCAGACUGGACUACAACAGACCACUUGUUGGGGGAAGUCGUCCUCAGACAGGCUGGCACUCUUGGCUUAAAAGAUGCACACAUCUCUUUUGAAUUGCUGUCGUAUUUUUAUUGCUUCAUUUUACUUGAGCAGAACUGUUUGAAUAUCAUGAAGGCUCUUUGGAAAAGUGAUUGGACCCAUUUGAAUUGUGCGCUUACCACCAGUGAUGUAAAUGUGCCUGUUUGUAUUUUAAAAUUUAACUGUAGCCUUACCACACCUAUUUGAAAAGCCGACCUUUUCGUGCUCUUCAGGGCUUUCCCUGUGCCACGCGCUCUCGGGCUGGUGUGGCUCCUCGCUCAGAGCUUCUGCGGAGGCAGGGCCUCACGCCGUCACGUGGCUCCUUGGACGAGAAACCUUUCUCAGAAGUCCUCCCACCUAGGUGGGUGAUAGAACAGUUUGUGGCAACACAAAUCUCUCUCCAUGGUGGAGAAACCUUUGCUAAUCCACUGUAUUCUACUCAGUGUAUAGUGAUGACAAGUGUAACAGAAUUAAACCAGUCAAGUGUACUGGCCCUGGUUGAGUGUUAAAUGUGUAUCUCACCUGUGGAACCUCCUCAGCAGCGUGGUUUCUGGGGUUGGGGACAUAUUUAUUUCUUAAAGCCAAACCUCUCCUUCAUUGGUUAGUGUACAGACGUCUAUUUAGAUAUACUUACCCACUUCAGCCUCCACCCUCCCCUCAUCUCUCUCACGUCCCCUCUGUUGCUGAAGUGGCCUCUUCCCUCGGGCCCUGGAAAAGCGCAUGAACCGUCUGUUCCUGCCGCCAGGGCGUGGGUCGCCGUGACCCGAGUGCAGUCCCAGGAGCGCGCCCGCAGCACGGGGAGAGGAGGGCCGGGGCGGUGUCAUGCUGUAGCCAGGUCUCUGCUCGCCUGCCUGGACGCAGCACCUCCCCCUCAGGUCAGAGUGUGCCCGACUCCAGACCGCCCUCCGCACGUGUUGGCUGUGCUAUAAUCAUUUGCCAUUAAAACCUAGUUUGUAUGAUGCCGAGAGGAUUAAUUGUGCAAGUGACUGAUUUCAUUUAAGUUGUAAUCACAUCCCUUUUCUGCUUCACCAACCUGAACUGUUUUAUGGAAAGUAUCAUUAAAAGUCUGGUCUCUUU
Messenger RNA from Eptesicus fuscus (big brown bat), 4652 nucleotides. It is a transcript of the gene USP3, whose product is annotated as ubiquitin specific peptidase 3. The record is from RefSeq and is a predicted model, not a curated record. Gene Ontology annotation, cellular component: cytoplasm. Lineage: Eukaryota; Metazoa; Chordata; Mammalia; Chiroptera; Vespertilionidae. Gene Ontology annotation, biological process: protein deubiquitination. Gene Ontology annotation, molecular function: cysteine-type deubiquitinase activity; zinc ion binding. The transcript is spliced from 15 exons. The coding region runs from base 144 to 1706 and encodes 520 amino acids.